Messenger RNA from Effrenium voratum, 2553 nucleotides. Lineage: Eukaryota; Dinophyceae; Suessiales; Symbiodiniaceae. The record is from the annotation of a GenBank genome assembly.
GGGGCGAGCUGAAACUUGCUUCGCCCCGAUCAGAGCAUGCACCCAGCCCAACGCUUCAGCUUGAUGCCUUGAUGGCAGUACUUGUAGAUGGCUUCUGCUUUGCCAGGAACUUUUUGCUUCUGCACGCCAGAACCAAGCAACCAAGCCUCCUUGCCACAGUAAUCAAAUUGUGCGAAAGCCGGAACCAAGCUCCCAAGUCCUUGACCCGUCAACCCGGGUCACCCACCCCGAUCCUUCGCGCCUCGCGCCUGCGCGGCUUUGCAGUGGCUCGGUUUCUCCGGAUGGAGCAGCUGCCGAUCGCCAGCUUCCGGGGCCCCGAGGUGAAUCUGCCCUGGACGGAGCUCCCGGCUCUGUCCGUGGACCUGCGACUGGAGGAUGCGGCCCAACGCCUGCAGAGCGUGCAGGCGGAGCGGCGCAAGGCGGAGGAGGCGGUGGAGCGGCCCAACGAGGCCAUCGGCGCGCUGCUCUUCGGGGCGCUGAACGGCGCGGACGCGCGGCGGGGCGGCAUGAGCUCGGCGCGGGCGGCGGAGGCCCAGCGCCUGCUGAAGCUGCAGAAGGACCGGAGGUUCCUGGAGCUGAAGGAGGCUUAUGAGAAGCUAGAUGAGUCCUUGCUCUCCGAGAAGGACACGUCCUUCUUGGGCACCCGGGCGACCAAGUCGACGUGGUACCGGGUCUUGCGGCAGAACGUGCGGAAGUUGAUGGACGGGGUGAUGCUGAGCCGAAAUCCGGAAAGCGCGGAGCGGCAGCUGGACGAGACCUACCGAUGGUACCAGCAGUCCAAGGGCCCCCACGCGGCGGUGGAGUCGGGCGGCGACUUCCACGACUUCUGCGGCAAGGAGCGGCUGGCGCUGCCGGGCUCCGCCUUCUUCAGCCGGGACGAGGAUCCCAGCACCGCCGCCUCCGUCACCGAGGUGUCUGCAGCCCUGCCAGUGGUUGCGGGCCGUCCAGCCAUUCAGGUGCACUUGGCCUCGCCGAGGGAGCGCCUGAAGGACUUCAGCACCCGGCAGAUCGCGCGGCCUUUGACAGCCAGGAAGCUGAAGGACUUGGGAGACCGCACAGACCAUGAGAUGCGGCCACAAACGCCUUCUACCACAUCAGGGGGCUUCACGGCGCGGUCGCUGGUCUCCGCAUCGACCCCUGGCCCGACAGCAGUUUCGCGGCCGGCAUCGGCGAUGAGCACCGCUCGCAGCGCCAUCAGCGGCCGUUGCGCGACGCCUCGCACGGCACGGCAUCGGCCUCAGUCGGCCUCAUCUGUGGGCUUGCCGGGGACCCUUGAGGAGCAGGAUGCCUACGGUGAGAGCUUGGAUGACUACGUGAUGCCAUAUCCUGCCACGGAAGCGGAGCAGAGAAUGGAGAAGCGAUGGCUCCUCAGAAGAAACCGGGCCAUCACGGACAAGGUCUUGGGGGAGGAGCAGCAUGCGGCAGUGCGCGACUGGGCGGAACGACGAGCGCGGGUGGAAGAGGAGAUCAGCCGAAACACAGAGGCGACGCGCUUCCAAUGUGCCCUUGCGAGGAGGAGAUACGUUGAGCCGCCUGAUGCGGACGAGGACAUCGAAGCGACGGUGGAUGGCGUGCAGAGCGCCCGGCCUGCCACUUCCAGCGGGCGCAGGAUGAGCGAGCCUCCUCGCAUUGAUGUCACCCAGCCGCGGACCAGCCUUCAGGUGACUACCCGCUUUGCGGAUGAGAAGGUCCAGCCGAGAUCUCUGAACUCCAGGAUCGCGCACCUUCGGCGAAUACACGCGCACCUGCUGGAUGCCGAAUACAACGCCAGCGAUGCGGAUGAGCCCGAAGACGAAGUCAAUGGCGUAGACUGCGAGUUGAGCGCAUACGCCAAGCAAGAUGACGGCCGAUGCGCCCCUCGCAUGAAGGACGAUUCAGAUGUUCUUGCCGGUGUCUGUGAUUGGUGGAAGGCUCUCCAGGCGGAUGCUUCGCCUGAGACGAGCGUCACACUGGAUGAGAUACGCUUCAACCAGUUGCAGGAGGUGGAAGAGAUCAAGCGUGUGUUUGCCCGCAGGAGCGUUCCCAUGAACGUGGGUGUUCUGGAGAGGGCCCUGGUGAUGCCGGCGCACAAGCUGAAUCCUGGCCACCUGAACGGCAUCUACCUGGUGAAUACCAAGCCGGACCUGCUGUCCAACCCCUUUAUGGCCAAAAAGAAGAAGCCGAAGAAGAAGAAGCGCGGCAAGAGCGCAGGCAAGGGCAAAGGCAAUGCGAAGUCGAGCGCGAAAGGCAAGAAGAAAUGACUUCCGUGCGUGCUGCGUGUGGUUGCCGGGACUGCCUGGAGAGUGCAUGAGAUGUUUGGACCUGUAUUCGCUUGUGCUUGACUGUGAAUUGCUCUGGCCGACUUGGUUUGCCUCAGCACAGGCGUGGCAUCAUUGUUUCAGGGCCGAGCCCGGAAAGCACCAUGUCUGCCUGAUUGUCAACACCACCUUGCCUGGGCGGAUGGUGUGUUCCAGCUGCAUUUGCUGCAUUCUUUGAAUGGAAGCUUUUACAUGAGGCCUCAGAAACUUGAGAGCAACUCAUGGUUACAACCUAUUGUUGCAAGUAGCAAUGAUC